Messenger RNA from Ilex paraguariensis (yerba mate), 453 nucleotides. The record is from the annotation of a GenBank genome assembly. Lineage: Eukaryota; Viridiplantae; Streptophyta; Magnoliopsida; Aquifoliales; Aquifoliaceae.
AUGGUGGUGAAAAUAGCAAGGAAAAUAACAAUUCAUGGACUUGGUAAAAUAAGUUGCAUUCCAGCUGAGUUGGCUACACAUGCCACAAAUGGUUCUGCAUGCGUGGAUACGAUAAACAACGCAGUCCAGCUAUUCGACAAAAGGCUUAAGCCACUGGUUGAUGACCUCAACAAGGAUCUGCAUGAUGCAAAGUUUAUCUACAUAAACACCACAAGCAUUACAUCUGGGAAUCUUUCAGAUCUUGGCGUGCUCUCUCCUUCCCAAGCCAGCGGCAACAACGUCUCUCUCUUUCACUCACGACUCACUCUCUCUCUCUCACACACACACACAAGAAACAGAUCAAGCCUUUGCCCUGUCUCCGUCUCUCUGUCGUCACCCAGUUCUCAUUCCUCUGAUAUUGACACUGUUUCCAGGCAAAAAGAGUUGUGUGAAGCUAUUGAAGAUCUGAUCUAG